CCCCGCCGCCCCGCAGGUCAGGUGCCCCGCGCCCCGCCUGGCCCCCCUGCGCCCUACCUGGCCCCGUGCGCCCCGCGCCCCGCCUGGCCUGCACCGUCCUGCCUCGCCCCAGUGCGCUCGGACCCGCCUGGUCGCCUUCCUUUCCCUCGCAGGACCGGAGAGAGCAGCCCCGAGAGCAGCCCCAGGGCCUGCCCGCCCCUAGAAAGGAGCCGGUGUGAUCCUGACAAGCAGAGAUGGGGAGAAAACUGGAUCUGUCCAAGCUCACGGACGAAGAGGCCAAGCACGUCUGGGAAGUGGUUCAGCGGGACUUUGAUCUGAGAAGGAAAGAAGAGGAAAGACUGGAGGGCUUGAAGGGCCGGAUUAAGAAGGAGAGUUCCCAGAGGGAGCUGCUUGCGGACACGGCGCACCUGAAUGAGACCCACUGUGCCCACUGCCUGCAGCCCUACCGGCUCCUUGGGACCCCCAAAAGGCAAUGCCUGGACUGCCUUCUCUUCACCUGCCAAGACUGCAGCCACGCCCACCCUGAGGAGCAGGGCUGGCUCUGCGACCCCUGCCACCUGGCCAGGGUUGUGAAGAUCGGCUCCCUGGAAUGGUACCACCAGCACCUGAGAGCCCGCUUCAAGCGCUUUGGGAGCGCCAAAGUGAUCCGCUCCCUGUGCGGACGGCUGCAGGGGGGAGGUUUCCCUGAUGGAGCGCGAAGCUCACCUGACAUCCACAGUGGGCCUGAGCCAAGCCUUGGUGAGGGAAGUGGAGAGAGUGAGCAGACAGAUGAGGUUGGAGAACUGGACAUAGUGGCCCAGGCCCAGCCCGCUGGCAGCAAGAAAAAGCGCCUCUCCAUUCACGACUUGGACUUUGAGGCAGACUCCGAUGACUCUACUUGGUCUGGCAGUCACCCCCCAUAUUCGUCCCCAGUCCCAGCGGCCACAGACAGCCUACAGGCCUUCACGGAUAAACCCCGUGCAGAGGACACCUCCGCGGAGGCCACAGUCCUGGAGGAGGCCAAUGUCAGCGCCUCUGGGUGCCAUCCCUGUCCAGAAGAGCAGACGGACGGCCCCUCACCUGAGCGACAGGACACCCUCACUGAGCUCUACAUCCCUGGAGGGUCGUGCACGACAGCCCCACGGACUCCUGCCACAGCCGGGACGAGUGCCAUCGGGAGUGAGCAGCUCCCCUCCCGGUAUCUGGCCGCCGUGGACGCCUCCGAUGACGAGAGCACCCGGGCCCCCAGCGCGGCCUCCUGCCAUUCCGGACAGAGAGGCCGCUCUCCGUCCCAGAGCCAGUGUCUCACCAGCUACGAGCCCACAGAUGCCGACAGAGAAGAAGAGACCCUCAGGAGGAAGCUGGAGGAGCUGACCAGCCACAUCAGUGACCAGGGGGCCUCAUCCGAGGAGGAGGAGAGCAGGGAGGAAGAGGCAGACCUGGACAGGAGCCCCUCCAUCAAGGACCUCCCUGGGGCAGCGCCGGAGGUGAGCGUGGCUGCCGGCCAGGCGUACAGACAGGAAACCACCCCCCAGGACCCUCAGGACCUCGUGCAGCCCGGCAGGACCACAGACAAGGACCUGCUGGAGCUGGAGGACAGAGUGGCCCUCACGGCCUCUGAGGUUCAGCAGGUGGAGAGCGAGGUCUCCAACAUCAAGUCCAAGAUUGCUGCCUUGCAGGCUGCAGGGCUCUCAGUGAAGCCGUCGGGAAAGCCCCAGAGGAAGUCCAACCUCCCGAUAUUUCUUCCCCGACUUGCUGGGAGAUUGGACCAGAGUCCUAAGGAUCUGAAUGCAGACCCUGCGGAGGAGGUGAUGACAGGGCCCUAUCUUCUCAGAAGGAAGUUCAGUAAUUCCCCGAAAAGUCAAGGUAAAGACGGGGCCUCCUUUGGUCGGCAGUCGGUGUACCGGGGAUCCCUGACGCAGAGAAACCCCAACGGCAGGAAAGGGGUGGCCAACCACAGCUUUGCGAAACCCGUGAUGACCCACCAGCCCUAAAGGGGGCGCUUUGUGGGAACGGGACGGAGUGGCCCAGGGGCCCCAGCACUCUCUUUCCCUUCGCCUCACCGCCCCGUCCCUCCGUCCGCCCCGCGCUCCGGGCCGCACGCAGUCCGGGGAGAAGACAGGACGCAGCACCAUCCACCAGGGACCCCCACCUGCGAGGGACCAGCGUUCUCAGACCCUCGGCUCCUCACCCACGUUCACAGACGACCUCCGCCCCCACCCCUGCCGACCCGCUCUGAUCCGUGAGAAACAUCUAAGCUGACCUGGUUUUCCUUUAGGGCGGCGUUAAACUCUGAAGGACACAAAGAACAACACUUUCAGUGUGAUCUUUUAGCCCUUUCCCUGCUGGCUCGGUGCAGCACCUGCUCUGUGUGUAUUCCACGCGGUGUCAGAGUGCCUGUGUGCGUGGGCGUGUGUGCGCAUGUGCACGUGCAUGUGCCUGUGUGUGCACGCGUGUGCACGCGUGUGCUGUCGGACAAGGAAAUCCGGCAUCCCGACGAGUGAUUGAACUCAUGGCCAGCUGACCCCCCGACCCCCUCGCAGCUACUCUGUGGGUUCACCUGUAGCUCACAGCCCAGGAGGAAUUACACUGUGGUCAAGGGCAGAGCGAGCACGUGGCGGCAGGUGAGCCUCAGGUCGAUGCCCAGGCGCAGGCGCGGAGGGCCUGUGGGAGAGGCGGAUGCUGGAGCCCAGGACAUGCAGGCAGGAGGGUGGGGUCCGGCCUGGUGCUGCCGCUGCUGUGGUGACAUCCAGCGGGACGGGGCCAGGACCAACCAGGGAUGCCUGCUGGGCACCUGCCGUCCGUGCUGUGGGUGAGCUCCAAGUCCCUCCACCUGGGACAGUCUGGGAUUCACCGUUA
Zalophus californianus (California sea lion) is the source of this 2838-nucleotide messenger RNA. RefSeq names its product melanophilin (gene MLPH). Gene Ontology annotation, molecular function: myosin binding; small GTPase binding; actin binding. Gene Ontology annotation, cellular component: cortical actin cytoskeleton. Gene Ontology annotation, biological process: intracellular protein transport. NCBI's taxonomy places the organism in Eukaryota, Metazoa, Chordata, Mammalia, Carnivora, Otariidae. The record is from RefSeq and is a predicted model, not a curated record. The transcript has 16 exons. The coding region runs from base 234 to 1973 and encodes 579 amino acids.